Molecule: messenger RNA, 1026 nt
Organism: Cimex lectularius (bed bug)
Lineage: Eukaryota; Metazoa; Arthropoda; Insecta; Hemiptera; Cimicidae
Product: exosome complex component RRP43-like
Exons: 1
Coding region: 105-962 (285 amino acids)
Biological process (GO): U1 snRNA 3'-end processing; exonucleolytic trimming to generate mature 3'-end of 5.8S rRNA from tricistronic rRNA transcript (SSU-rRNA, 5.8S rRNA, LSU-rRNA); nuclear mRNA surveillance
Cellular component (GO): cytoplasmic exosome (RNase complex); nuclear exosome (RNase complex)
Source: RefSeq, a predicted model, not a curated record
CGUUGUUUUCUAUGGCAUACAACGGAAGAUGCUAACUGUUACAAGCAUGGUCUUGUUUAAUAAAACCUAAAAGUCGUCCUUUAUGAAUUACAACGGAUUUUACAAUGGCUUCGACUGAAAGUGAUGCAUUUUAUAACGCAGAAGACGUUUGUAAGAAAAUCCAUCCAUCGAAAUACUUGAAAGAACAUCUUCAGAAGGGUAUCCGCCCUGUUGGCAACAGGAAACACUUCUCUUACAGGUCGGUCAUAGGAAAUAUAAACGUGGUCAAAUCUUGUUGCGGGUCGUCAAUAGUGAAAAUCGGAAAUACGACCGUCCUUUGCGGCAUCAGCCACGAGGUGACUUCACCUUCUAGAAAAUACCCCAGACAGGGUUUGGUGGACAUCAACUGCAAACUCUCUGAACACUGCAACAUCCAACACAACUACAAGAACAAAGUUGUCCAGCUUCGCCAGUGUACAAAUCUUUUACAGAAACUUUUCCUUUCUUUGAACAUUAUAGAUUUAAAUUCGUUGUGCAUAGCUGAAGGUGAGUACGUUUGGUUACUUAGGGUGCAUCUCAUCUGCCUCGAUUAUGAUGGUGCGUUUUGGGAUGGUGCAGUGCUGGCCAUGUACCUGGCACUUAAGUCUCUCAAGCUGCCGGAGAUAUCAUACGACGUCGAGUCUAAAUCGUUCCAAAUCAAAAGCAAGAACCUGUCGCCCAUACCGGUGGGAAAAUUUCCGUUAGCCACGACUUUCGGACUCUUCCAGAAAUUUGUUUUUGCAGACCCGAAUCGUGAAGAGGAAGAACUCUGUGGCUCUUUUGUUACAAUCAUUACGGAAAAAGAUGAUAUAAAAGUUGUGCAGAAGCGAGGAGGCACACUAAUGAUGGAGCAACAGCUAAAUGAAUGUCUGAAUGUUGCUAAAGCUAGGUACAAAGUGAUGGAAAGCACAGUUGAAACUAUACUAAAACAGUCUGUAUUGUAAUAAAUAAUAAUAAUAAUGUAUUUUCUAAAGUUGUAAUCUUUGUAAUAAAGUUUUUCAUAUUGUU